AUGGAAAAAGAAGGUAAAGCAAUACAUUUUACUUAUGAUGAUAAAUUAAAACUUGUUGCAUAUACACGUCAAGUUAGCCAUGGAAAGUUGGAUGAAUCAAAAUUACCACCUUUAGGUGUAUUUGAUGUUAUUGGAAGAGAUCGAAGAUUAGCAUGGCAAGCACUUGGUGAUAUGUCAACAGAAAACUCCAUGGUUAAUUUUGUUAAGUUAGUGAAUAAAGAAUGUACUUUAUUCAAACAUACUGUUGAAGCUUAUAAAGCUGAUUUGAUUGAACAAAAACGAAUAACAGAUGAAAAUAUGAAAAAAGAACAGGAAGAACUAGAAAAACAACUGGCAUUAAUGGAAUUAAAACAAAAAGAUGAAGAAGAUAGAUAUAGACAGGAAAAUACCAAACAACUUAUUCAAGAAGCUUUAAAUAAACAAACCUACAGCCAGUUUUUAACAUAUGCUCAGAAUCAAUUUCCAAACAAUCCGGAUGAACAAGCUGUACUUGUAAGACAAUUACAAGAACAACAUUAUCAUCAGUAUAUGCAACAGUUACAACAAAACUACGAGCCCGGUAAAGAAUUGGAAAUCACCACUAACUCUGUAACUGUUCCUGGAGAUAAAAUUAUUGAACACGAGAGCAUCUGUAAUGAGCAAUGUGAAAAUGGGCAAUGUCUUUCCGGAGAAUGCUCUGUUCAAACAUUGUUUCCUGCUUCAAUGUGGACAAGAAAAGACAUUGAUGAAUUUAAAACUAAUUUAUUACGAGAAGGUGGAGAAGCCGUUAUUAAAGUAAAUCAUGGAGAAACUGUUACGGUUAGAGUUCCAACAGCCGAAGGCGGUAACUGUGUAUUUUGGGAGUUUGCAACUGAUGGUCAUGACAUAGGUUUUGGUGUUUACUUUGAAUGGGUUAAACCUAAUACUAGUCAAGUUUCAGUGCAUGUAUCUGAAAGUGAAGAUGACGAUUGUGAUGACUUGGAAGAUGAUGAUGAUGGUAAUAUCAAUCAAGGUAUAUAUAUUAUUAAGGGGAUUGAAGUUCGCAUAUUUUUUGUACAUUUUAGACCAAUAAACAGUAGUAAAUUGGACAUACUUUGGAUUGUCCGAUUUUAAUAUAUAUACAGGGUGAUUCUUUUAUCAAAGAACACUCAUUAUUUAAAAAUGAUUUUUC
Messenger RNA from Diuraphis noxia (Russian wheat aphid), 1150 nucleotides. Its product is annotated as Golgi resident protein GCP60. Gene Ontology annotation, cellular component: Golgi membrane. NCBI's taxonomy places the organism in Eukaryota, Metazoa, Arthropoda, Insecta, Hemiptera, Aphididae. Gene Ontology annotation, molecular function: fatty-acyl-CoA binding. The record is from RefSeq and is a predicted model, not a curated record.